This is a messenger RNA of Oldenlandia corymbosa var. corymbosa, 4788 nucleotides long. Lineage: Eukaryota; Viridiplantae; Streptophyta; Magnoliopsida; Gentianales; Rubiaceae. The record is from the annotation of a GenBank genome assembly.
GGGGAAUAUGUGUAAGAUUAUUACAAAACUAACCUCAAGAGACAAAAUGUCAAAAUAGACUGACAGAGAAAUCAAACUCCAACACUCCAUUCUCAUCGCUGACAAAUAAAAACCUUUGAUAAUUCAAUGUUGAUGUAGUCAUGUGACACAUAGAAGAUGCAAUCAUGUAUAUAAGUACUAAAAAAGUUUUGAUCUCAACAAAAAUCUCGCCAGAUUCAUCCAACUGUUCAUAAACUAAAAUCAUAAAGAAUUAAGCAUUACGCCGACCCAGGAACUUGCCUGGAUUCUUCAUCGUAUUAGUAUAUUGUAAAAUUCUCAGUUGUGGCAAGCCUGCUUGUUUUUGCCUUAAAUCCACCCAUAAAAAAGGUAGCUAUUAAAAAUUUUAAAAUUAAUUAGAUACAGCCUAGCUGAUUCGUGUUUGGCAACAUUUUAUUCUUUCAGCUUCUCUCAGCUUCAGUCUUGAAGAAUUCAAACAUUGCUUUCUAAUUAUUUUUCUGCAAAAUAACCAGUCAUCUUCCUGUAUUUGGACACUUCCUCGAGUCUGAUCUGAAGCAGAGGAACUUGAGUUUUAUAUCCAAAUCCUACCAAUAUUGAUUUGAUUCCUUCUUGGUCAAUACUGAUGGUGGCGUUCCACAAUCAAGGGUCCCCACUACUAUUCUGAACGAAUCUCAAAACCAAAGGUACUAUAGAAUGCUAAACACCUUUUUCCUGACAAGACUUGGUUUUUCCUCAUUAUUUCUUGAAUGUCUGUAGAUGGUUCUGUCUUUUUUGGCUUAGUAUUGUUAGCCUUGAGCAACCCUCUUGUUUGAUUCUGAACACAAGCCAAUUUGGUCUAUCCUCUCUCAUUUGUGGCCAUACCGAAAAUUCCAGUUCAAAAUUGAAUCUUUUUGUGCUGUCAGAAUUGAGUGAUUAGGAAGGAAGAAAGGGAUGGGUGCUUGUUUUAGCAGUGAUAAAGCUCUUGUUACCAAGGCCAAUGGCCAUAGAUCAGGAAAUGAGGUAGAUGGGACUAAGCAAAACGCAGUUCAUCACGAUGCCCAAGCGCAUUUAAGGCCACCUCCAAGUCCUAGACUUGUCCCAAGGCCAGACACAAUCUUGGGGAAGGCUUUUGAAGAUAUCAAAUUGCACUAUACAUUAGGGAAAGAAUUGGGCAGGGGACAAUUUGGGGUGACUCAUCUCUGCACUGAAAUUGCAACUGGAAGACAAUAUGCUUGCAAAUCCAUAUCAAAAAAGAAACUUGUUAGCAAAAGUGAUAAGGAGGAUAUGAAAAGAGAGAUUUCCAUUAUGCAACACUUGAGUGGACAGCCUAAUAUUGUCGAAUUUAAGGGAGCUUAUGAGGAUAAGCAUUCGGUUCAUCUUGUGAUGGAGUUGUGUGCUGGUGGAGAGCUUUUUGAUCGGAUUAUAGCGCAGGGACACUAUAGUGAAAAAGCUGCAGCUUCAAUCUGCAGGGCUAUCGUGAAUGUUGUACAUGUAUGCCAUUUUAUGGGCGUAAUGCACCGCGAUCUCAAGCCCGAAAAUUUCUUGCUUUCAGACAAGAGUGAAAGUGCUUCCCUUAAGGCAACUGAUUUCGGGCUCUCAGUAUUCAUCGAAGAGGGAAAGGUGUACAAGGAUGUGGUUGGAAGUGCAUAUUAUGUUGCACCUGAAGUGUUAAAGCGUAGAUACGGAAAGGAAGCUGACAUUUGGAGUGCUGGAGUGAUGCUGUAUAUUUUGCUCAGUGGUGUGCCACCUUUUUGGGCUGAAAAUGAGAGGGGGAUAUUUGAUGCGGUCUUAAGAGGAUAUGUUGACUUUGAUACUCAGCCUUGGCCAUCUAUAUCUAGUAGCGCUAAGGACCUUGUACGGAAGAUGCUAACAAUGGAUCCCAAAAAACGAAUUACUGCUGCACAAGUACUUGAGCACCCCUGGAUGAGAGAAGGGGAGGCAUCAGAUAAACCAAUAGACAGUGCAGUCCUCUCCAGGAUGAAGCAAUUCCGAGCAAUGAAUAAACUCAAGAAGCUUGCGCUAAAGGUCAUUGCAGAAAGUAUGUCAGCAGAAGAAAUACAAGGAUUGAAAUCAAUGUUUCAGAACAUGGACACUGAUAACAGCGGAACAAUCACAUAUGAGGAGCUAAAGACUGGACUUGCCCGACUGGGAUCAAAACUCACGGAGGCUGAAGUCAAGCAGUUGAUGGAAGCUGUAAGACUGUUUUGGUAUUAAACGUUUGCAGUAUAUAUUAUAAGCUCUGGAAUUAAUGGUUAAACAAUUCUGCAGGCUGAUGUCGAUGGCAAUGGGACGAUAGACUACGUUGAGUUCAUCACCGCCACAAUGCAUAAACACAAAUUAGAAAGAGAAGAAAACAUUUACACAGCAUUUCAGUAUUUUGAUAAAGAUGGGAGUGGGUGAGUUCCGAAUAAGGAUGUUGUUAGUCAAGUAUCGGGCACUUUACAUAUGGCCUUGUGGUAUGUCAUGUAAUCUAAACUUUUGAUUUUUAUGCUCCUAUAGGUAUAUUACGACAGACGAACUAAAAUCAGCUAUGGAAGAAUAUGGAAUGGGUGACCAAGCCACCAUAAACGAGAUAAUAUCUGAAGUAGACACGGACAAUGUGAGUACUUUCCUUGGUCUUUCACAUCUUUCCGUCACAUCAUUUCUCUUAGAAUUUCAUCUUUGUGCUUUUCCUGUACCAGGAUGGAAGAAUCAACUAUGAAGAGUUCUGUACAAUGAUGAGGAGCGGAACAACACAUACUACCAAGCUCUUCUAAUUGAAGAUAGUUGCAGGCCAUGUGGCAAUCAAGCAUAGAGAAAUUUUGUAGAGGAGAAUAUGCAUGACUUCGGAAUUCAAAUGCCACAGCAAUUCCAGUUCAGACGUUCACAGCCUAAACAACUGGACAUCCAACUCUUUGUUUCUUUCUCUGUUCAUUGUAUAGUGUAAGGUAUCUUCCGCUCUUGUUUCAAGUACAAAGAUUUUCCUUAUUAUUCUACACGAAGAAAUAAUAGCACACUGACCCCCGCUAAGUUGGUCAAAUAUACAAGUUCAUUGCUUCAAACCUCCAAUAUUUGGAAGCUUGAAACAGAUUCUGUUUGAGAUUGUAAGGCCACACAUUGGAUCCUAACCUCCAAAAGGAUAAAAGCAUGCCCAAUUGAGACUUGAUUUUAGCUUCAGAACUUGAUUUUAACAAGAGAUUGUGAACCCUUGAUCCAUCUGAGAUGUAGCUGGGGAAAAUUAUAGCAUAUAUUCGAUCCUUGACAUCAUAAUCGACCUCAAAAUUAUAUACCCUUUAUUUGAUCAGGAUCCUGACAUUAUAAUCCUCAAAAUCCGACAUAUGAUCGAAUUCCAUAGUCAGCAAGCAGUGGUACUUCUAACACAUAAAAAGAUUCUGAUAUCUUCUCAGAAUUCCAGAAACACUAUGGAACCUUAACAAGGCGAGCAAUUUCCCGAUUUGAUGACAGAAGCUAAAUGUCAUAAACUAAACCAACUCUUGUGAAAACUUCCAGAAAGACUAUGGAACAACCAUAACAAGGUGAGCAAUUAUUCAAUUCGAUUACGCAAGAUAGAACAAAAAUAAAGACAAUGCUGAAAUUUGCAAUGACAAAAGAAACAGGAAGAAGUUUCUUAUAAUAUCAGUAAGUAUAUUAUUGGAUAAAAAUGAUGAUAAACUAAGGUCACAAUCCAGACUUGACCCCAUUACAUUAACUGGUGGUGGGAAUAACUCCCAAAUAUCAUACCCACGACAGCGAAGUUUCAACAAAUAUCCCUCACAAAACAAGCAAUACUAGAAAAAAAAGACACCCAACACAAAUUUCUUCCAAGUUUCAAGACCAUAAGAAGAGACCCUCAAAAACCAUGAAUCUUGAUGAGAUCUUUCUUCACAAGGCCGUCGUUGAUGAGGAACUGGGAAGCAUUCUUGCGCUGAUCCCCUUGGAGCUGGAUAACUUUGCCAAGUUCUUUGUCCACAACCACAUUCCCGUUGCAACAGAACUCUUUCUUGAGAGCCUUGAGGAUCUUCUCAAAGCUAAGCUUCUUAUCCAGUCCUUGAAUUGUGGUCACACACUUCUUACCAUUCCUCUGCUGGACACGAAUAUGAACAUACUCCUUAGCCCCAGGAGCUACUGUUUCGUCGUCAAUUCCAGCGAAUGGAUCAAAAGCAGAUGGGAUCUGGACGUCGAUGUCAACCAUGUAUCUGUUCUUGGAAAACUUUGGAACCUUUGCGAACUCGCGCGCGCUGUAUAAAUUAAAGGAAAACAAACAAUCGAUCAGAAACCUCCGAAAAAGCCAAUUUCCUAUGCAACAAAGAUAUAAUUAAAAAAACCUCUGAAAAAGCUACCAAUUUCCUAAGCAACAAAGAAUUAAUUAAUUACAGAACAUGCCGACACAAGAAGGAAAACUCUCAAAACGCAGAAUUUCAGCUCAGAAGAACAAUUUUGGACAAAAUUCAAACACAUCAACAAAGAUCGUCCAACACGAUAUCAAUCAGAACAUCAUCCCUAUAACAAUCAACCCCCCAAGAUUGAAUAGAUUCAACAGAAACAAAUCAUACGUCGAAACGGAUCAUCAAAAGAUUGGAAGAUAAAAUUGCGGAACCCAACAACCCAUCAGACAUGAAUACAAACGAAUAACAACAGCUACUAACAAAACCAAAAAAAAAAAAAUAAUUGAAGGAAAAGAAUCAAGGAGGAGAGAGAAGAAAACUGACCUUAAAGGAGAGACUCAAGCAGGAAAAAAGGGAGAAUAAUCAGAGAGGACUCUUGGCGUAAACUUGUUUUGAUAUGAGAGGAAAAGGAAGAGGCUUUCAGGCUUAUUUAUAGGAAAAAGAAGAG